AUGGAUAUCUUACAUCGUACUUCUGAAUCUGUGUGUAUGGGACUUUGUCGUAUACUGGGAACUUCACAACAGGUGGUCAUGAGAAGGGAUAUGACUGACAUCAGUGAUACAAUAGACAUCCAGAAAGCAGGGGCAAUAGUUGGCUGUAAGAUGAAAAAUGGAAGUUAUAAAGAAGGAUUUAGACUUAAAGGAUCCGACGUUGACACCAUGUUCUGGUUACCUGACAAUCGAGUGAUCUGGAACAUGUCUCAGACUCAGUUUUACAACCUACACAAACACACAGUGAUCCUGUCAGACAGUUCGGAAAGUCCGCCAGGAUACAUGUUACUUUGGUUACCAAUGGAGAGAGCCAGUGAUAAAGUGCUGGCGGCCACAGUGAGAGACCACAGCAGAUUGAUUGUAUCUAGUUCUAAAUAUAGAGAAAUCAUGUGUCCAUCAGUACAUCCCAACUCUAAACCACAUGGACCAUGUGCUAGUGGUGUGUUGGGCGAUAUCAUAGAAUACGACCACGCCCACUGCUUUGUUAGUGACUUCUGGCCUUCAUCCGCCUCCUCGUGGAGAUUCAGGUGUCAUUUAUGGCCACAUCCUCAAAUUGUUAAUGACAUCAUCAGAAAGGGAUGUCACGUUGUAGCAAUAGGUCCCAAACUAGAAAAUCAUGAAGACAUUGAAUGGAGAAUAUCGUUUUCUCUAGCAGAACAGAUACUUGUGCGCUCAAUGAACCAUUGCCAGUUCCUGGUAUAUGGUCUACUUAAAUUGUUUUUAAAAGAAGUACUAAACAAUGGGUUAAGUGAAGAUGAUAAAUUACUAUGUUCCUACCACAUGAAGAUGGCAGUUUUCUGGGUACUGCAACAUAACACGGUACUUGCUUGGGGUCCACACAAUUUGCUGCAGUGUUUCUGGAUCAGUUUUAAAGUCAUCCUUAAAUGGGUGUAUGAGGGGGUCUGUCCCAACUUUUUCAUCCCAGAAAACAAUAUGUUUCUUUUUAAAAUCUAUGGAGCGGCACAACAGAAACUCUUUAUUAGACUGUAUGGGUUGUAUGAGAAGGGUUUGGUAGAAUGCUUGCUACACAUUUCCUCCAUCAGUCCCUAUGUUAGAAGUGCCCAGCUUAACCCUAGACUCUCCAUUUGUACAGAUGAACACGUGCUAAUCUCGGAGGCCGAGUUUGAUGGAGAACUGUUUCGCGAGAUAAUCCGUAAUAAUUAUGCACAAUCCACAUCAGAUCUCCGUCUCUGUAUGAAGGUCUUGCACAUAGUAGAGCAACUAAUAGGUUCAUUCCUGACACAGUAUCAAGUUGUCAUGUUACAAAAGAUUACAGCCACAGUCCUCCAAAGCACUGCCUUUAUAUUGCACAACCUGCAAACCAACACACGUGUAAACAAACAGAUGUAUGUUACCGACAGAAAUUUCUGUUUCAUGCUGAAAUUGGCAGCCAAGUUUGGGUUUGUUUCUGACAUGUUGCACAUUGCCAUGUAUUAUUAUAAGACAUUCAGAUACAAGGAAGCUAUAUUUGCUAUAGAGAUGACAAAUUCUAGAAAAUAUCCAGACAAAGAGAGAAAUGCAAAGGCUGCAGGGGAAAAAUCUUAUUCUACAAAGAUGACACAAACUGUAGCUGGGAUAAUCCCACUUGAAAAUGAAAUUUGCUAUAUUGAUGAGUUAACACCAGAACAACGGUCUAGUUCACGGAACGGAAAGAUUUUAUUGCACGUACCGCCCUUUGUACUGUUACACAUGCUGGAAGUCUUGUGUUACAGGCAUGUGGAACCGAUGAAAGUAAAAACAGCUCUCGAAAAUCUACAGUCGCUAGUUACGUGUGAUCAAGGGGUGUUUGUUCCUAGACAUGUCAGAGACAUAUCGUGGGAGAUCCUAGGAAUCUGUCAACAGGUCACAGGGAAUCUCCAGGCUGCCCUGUCUUCUUACCAACAAUCACUCGCACAAAAACAAUUCAACAAAAUACACACUGCUACAGAGGGAAGAAUACAAACUAUCUGCUCAUCACUAUAA
This is a messenger RNA of Ostrea edulis (European flat oyster), 2001 nucleotides long. RefSeq lists its product as uncharacterized. The transcript has a single exon. The coding region runs from base 1 to 2001 and encodes 666 amino acids. NCBI's taxonomy places the organism in Eukaryota, Metazoa, Mollusca, Bivalvia, Ostreida, Ostreidae. The record is from RefSeq and is a predicted model, not a curated record.